Messenger RNA from Mesorhabditis belari, 1407 nucleotides. Lineage: Eukaryota; Metazoa; Nematoda; Chromadorea; Rhabditida; Rhabditidae. The record is from the annotation of a GenBank genome assembly.
AUGGGAAAACCGCGAAGAUCAAGCAAUCCUGAGCACUGCUCAGUGGACGCCAGCUUAAGAGCAAUGCUGGACGCGUCGGCAAAACCGAUCAACAUCUACUAUCAACAACCAGAAAGUGGCUAUGAUUCAGCUAUUCAAUCAGCUGAUUCAUCUCGAAGGAAUUCUCUAGGAUUUCGAGAAUUCGUGAAGAAGAGAAGAUUCUCCAUUGUUGGCAGGACAACCAUUUCCCAGCAGCGUCCCCUCUUCCCUGGAAAGGCUCAGUUAGUGUCUAGAGGAGCGAACAAUGGAGAAUCGUUGAGGAAAGGAUCCGAUUCACAGAGUGGCGAUUCACCGGAUGAUGGAGAAGAAGAAAUCUCACCCCGACCACUUUUCCAAAGAAGAAUGAGCGUUCCAGAGAAAGUCUUCUUUUCAGCUGAUUACGCCAUUUUGCGACCCACCCAAGAACCAGAUGUUCGCUUUGAGAUUGUUGCUGCUUUUGAUCGCUUCACUGACCCAUACCGUCACUAUAUGCAGAGUUUAACUUGCUACGAUUUGGCACCGAUACACUCAGCUGUUUCAGUAAUGGAUGGGGAUUUAUUGAUUCACAAAGGUCUCACCAAUUUGCUCUCUUCCGGACACCAAGCAGCUAUCAUUUACAAUGUUGACAUAAAAGGAGGCUUUUCAAUGUUAACUUUCACUGACUGUCUUCGAGCGAUCGUCUUGGCUCAUCAAGGCAUUCAGCCGGUUGCCGAGCAAACAGUCUCUCAAUUCAUCCAAAAUAACAACGGAAAGCAGCUGAUAACCGCCAACGUCGGCACAAGCAUCUGGGAUGCGGCAAAGAUGAUCUGCCUCAACAGCGUUCACCGAAUACCGAUUAUGCAGCAAGAGGAACCUGGUGAGCCAAAGAUCGGUGACGUCCUCUACAUGCUCACAUUAAGGACUGUUUUCAAUGAAACAAUCCUGAAAUUGUCGGAUCCAAAAUUCUCAAACAUCAAACAGCGCACAUUGAGCGAGUCGAAGAUCGGCACAUGGACCAAUUUGCACACCGUGACUGAGGAGUCGCUCAUCGCUGAAGCUGUUGAGAUCUUCCUCGAGAAGCGAAUCUCCUGUGUACCAGUGCUUGGAAAGGAUCAAAAAGUGAUCGGUGUCUUGAGCAAAUCCGACCUAAUGAACGAGCUCCAGACCCAUCCCGACAACUACUUGGACAUUCUGAAGAUGCCUGUCAUGCAAAUCAUUGGCCCAAGAAAGUCGCCUUUCAUCACGCCAACCUCAAUGCUGUUAGAGGUAAUCGCUUACUUGGUGAGUGGUGAACGGCAAUCACUUUGCGUUGUCAAUGUCGACGGUCAUCUUCUCGGUGUUGUCUCUUAUGCUGACCUGAUGGACUACAUUCAAAAUUCGUCAGAGAUUCAUCACAAAAUGAGUUGCACA